CAGUAGAGCAGCAGAAGCUACUGGAAGCGGACUACCAUUCAGCAGCAUCAUGGCACCUAUCGGAUUAAAGGCGGUGGUCGGUGAAAAGAUUAUGAAUGAUGUCAUCAAGAAGGUAAAGAAGAAGGGUGAAUGGAAGGCUCUUGUGGUGGAUCAGCUGAGCAUGAGGAUGCUCUCCUCCUGCUGUAAAAUGACCGACAUCAUGACCGAGGGAAUCACAAUCGUGGAGGAUAUAAACAAGCGACGAGAACCUCUUCCCACCUUGGAGGCCAUUUAUCUCAUUACCCCUACUGAGAAGUCUGUGCAGACCCUGAUUGGUGACUUCAAAGAUCCUCAUUCGUCCAAAUACAAAGGAGCUCAUGUCUUCUUCACUGACUCUUGCCCAGACCCGUUAUUCAACGAGGUGGUGAAGAGUCGGGCUUCCAAGUGUAUCAAGAGCCUAAAUGAGAUCAACAUCGCCUUCCUGCCAUACGAGUCACAGGUCUUCUCUCUGGACAAUUCUGAUGCCUUCCAGAGUUUCUACAGCCCCCAUAAGACUCAGAUGAAAAACCCAGUGAUGGAGAGGCUUGCUGAACAGCUGGCUACUCUGUGUGCUACUCUUAAGGAGUAUCCCGCCGUCCGAUACCGCGGGGAGUACAAAGAUAAUGCCACACUCGCUCAGCUGGUGCAGGACAAACUGGACGCCUACAAGGCAGAUGACCCGACAAUGGGGGAGGGUCCAGACAAGGCCCGCUCUCAGCUCAUCAUUCUGGACCGAGCUUUCGACCCUGCCUCCCCUGUUCUUCACGAGCUGACCUUUCAGGCCAUGGGCUACGAUCUGCUGCCCAUCGAGAAUGACGUCUACAAGUACGAGACCAGUGGCAUUGGAGACUCUCGGGAGAAGGAGGUGCUGCUGCAUGAGGAUGACGACCUGUGGGUGUCUCUGCGCCACAAACACAUCGCUGAAGUGUCUCAGGAGGUGACCAAAUCCCUAAAGGAAUUCUCCUCCAGCAAACGGAUGAACACUGGAGACAAGACCACGCUGAGGGACUUGUCCCAGAUGCUGAAGAAGAUGCCACAGUAUCAAAAAGAGCUGAGCAAGUACUCCACUCACCUGCAGCUGGCAGAAGACUGCAUGAAACACUAUCAGGGCACCGUGGAUAAACUGUGCCGUGUCGAGCAGGACUUGGCCAUGGGAACAGAUGCAGAAGGCGAGAAGAUUAAGGACCCCAUGAGGGCCAUUGUGCCCAUCCUGCUAGAUGCCAACGUCAGCACCUAUGACAAGAUCCGUAUCAUCUUGCUCUACAUUUUCCUAAAGAAUGGGAUCACGGAGGAGAACCUGAACAAGCUGAUCCAGCAUGCACAGAUCCCACCUGAGGACAGCGAGAUCAUCACCAACAUGGCUCACCUGGGUGUUCCAAUUAUUACAGACUCCACUCUUCGCCGGGGGAAAAAGAUGGACCGUAAAGAGCGUGUAAGCGAGCAGACUUACCAGCUGUCUCGCUGGACCCCACUGGUCAAGGACAUCAUAGAGGAUGCCAUUGAUGACAAGCUGGACACCAAGCACUACCCUUACAUCUCCACUCGCUCAUCGUCUUCCUUCAGCACUUCAGCGGUCAGUGCCCGGUAUGGCCACUGGCAUAAGAACAAGACCCCUGGAGAGUACCGCACUGGACCACGUGUGAUUGUCUUCAUCAUCGGUGGCGUGUCCUUCAGUGAGAUGCGCUGCGCCUAUGAGGCCACACAGGCCAACGGCAAAUGGGAGGCCAUAAUCGGUUCGACCCACAUCUUUACUCCUACUAUGCUUCUGGACAUGCUCAAGGCUAUGAACAAACCAGAUGAGGAUCAGACCAGCUAAAACCCCUCUCCUGCCUCCAAACCUUGUGUAAUUUCCUAUACCUAAAUCCACCCCCCACACUCCUAUACUGUUGGUGUAUGCAUCUUGCUUGAAAGACAAAUAAUUAAAAAAUAUGCAAUGGCAACAUUGACUAAAAAAUUAUAUAUGAAUAUAAAUAUACACUAUGUUAAAAAAGAGUGAAUUUAAGUAUUCUCAUGUUACAGAAUGGAUGCAGAUGUUUAAACAGUCAAACCGAUGUUUAAAUAUUAAAGACCAUUAAAAACUGGAAGUAGCAGAUCUGAAUACUGGAUGCUCGGAAAUUAAAAGUGUAAAUUGUAGGGUUUUUUUUUUUUUUAUGUUCCAUGGUGGGAUUUUAAAUGGCUGAGUUAAUCCGUAUUAUCAAAUGAAUUACUCUGAACUGGUGUUAUUUUUCAUGCUGUGCGCUUAAAACGCUGGUUUCAGAUGAAUAGACAUUGUGCAUGCCAUUAAAUCUAUUUUGUGGUCAUUUUAAAAUGAUGUGAGACAGAAAAAAUAGAAAUAUAAUGCUGAGGCAAAACUGAAUCAGUCAAAGGUAAAGUAAAAGAAAUUGUACAUAGUUCCAGAAAUAAUAAUAAUAAUAAAAUGCCUUUCCAGCCCCUGUAGCUGCUUUCCAGGUCAUUCUAUUUCAUUGCUCGGCAACAACUUUAUGUUUUCUUGUACAAAAAGGCCAUGGCUUGCUUGUAAAUGUUUGAAAAAUAGGGCCUGUCAAACUUCAGUAUUGUAUCCUGUCCGAUUUAGUUAGUAAACGAUGUUAACCGGGCCAUGAACCGAGUGGUGUGUUGUUGUAUAUGCCAUACGUUGAUGUUUUAACGUCUCACUGUUGACUUUUAUGACUGUGAAGUAGUACCAUUUUCUUUGAAUACUAUUGCCAGUGUGAAGCCCACGUGUUUGUGAUGUUUGAGCUGUAGUCGUAGUAGUAAAAUAGAAAAUUAGAAACUAUAUAUUUGGUUCGUCUGCUGCAAUGUUGAAUCUUUUCUGGUGAAUGGCUUUGCAAGGAAAUGAAAUUCCCUCAUUUUUAUUUAUUUCUAUUUAAUACUAUUUUAAUCCUGUGCUUCAGCACCAGGUUGUAUAUUGCACUAUAAGUUUUCUGUGCUGGAAAUGCGUAUUCGUUUUUAGUUUGCUGGUGUAAAGCACUGACUGUAUUCGAUUUAUAUUACAUUAUUUAUCAGAGAAAAUAUUCAGAAGUAUGCCGUUCGUCCGUCCUAAUCCGGUUUAACUUGCUGGAAUUUUUUUUGUUUGCAAGCGUUGAAGCACAAACAAAAGUAUACUUGAUGUGUACCGAUGUAAUAAGACUGUCUAAUAAAUUGGCUUCCAUUAUCACAAA
Trichomycterus rosablanca is the source of this 3176-nucleotide messenger RNA. RefSeq names its product syntaxin binding protein 1a (gene stxbp1a). Gene Ontology annotation, cellular component: secretory granule; plasma membrane. Gene Ontology annotation, biological process: vesicle-mediated transport; neurotransmitter secretion; intracellular protein transport. The transcript has 19 exons. The coding region runs from base 50 to 1834 and encodes 594 amino acids. Gene Ontology annotation, molecular function: syntaxin-1 binding. The record is from RefSeq and is a predicted model, not a curated record. NCBI's taxonomy places the organism in Eukaryota, Metazoa, Chordata, Actinopteri, Siluriformes, Trichomycteridae.